Molecule: messenger RNA, 829 nt
Organism: Pteropus alecto (black flying fox)
Lineage: Eukaryota; Metazoa; Chordata; Mammalia; Chiroptera; Pteropodidae
Gene: CLDN11
Product: claudin 11
Exons: 3
Coding region: 203-829 (208 amino acids)
Biological process (GO): bicellular tight junction assembly; cell adhesion
Cellular component (GO): plasma membrane; bicellular tight junction
Molecular function (GO): structural molecule activity
Source: RefSeq, a predicted model, not a curated record
GCUGUCCCAGCCGUGCGCCCGUCGCGUUGUCGGAACUGAGCUCGCAGCCUCUCGUGACCUGUCGCCGCCUGGAGCAUCCCGCAUCCGGCAGCCGUCGGCCAGCGGCAGGCGAGCGCGGCGGGCGAGGACCAGGGCAGGCGCGGUCCAGCCGGGACGCGGGCACAGCUAGUGAGGGGCGAGGCGGGUGGACGCCGGGAUCGCUAUGAUGGUGGCCACGUGUCUGCAGGUAGUGGGCUUCGUCACGAGUUUCGUGGGUUGGAUCGGCAUCAUCGUCACCACGUCCACCAAUGACUGGGUGGUGACCUGCGGCUACACCAUCCCUACCUGCCGCAAGCUGGACGAACUGGGCUCCAAGGGGCUGUGGGCUGACUGCGUCAUGGCCACGGGGCUCUAUCACUGCAAACCCCUGGUGGACAUCCUCAUCCUGCCGGGCUAUGUGCAGGCCUGCCGAGCCCUGAUGAUUGCAGCCUCAGUCCUGGGUCUGCCGGCCAUUCUCCUGCUGCUGACAGUUCUCCCCUGCAUCCGAAUGGGCCAUGAGCCUGGUGUGGCCAAGUACAGGAGGGCUCAGCUGGCUGGCGUUAUGCUCAUUCUUCUGGCUCUCUGUGCCAUUGUGGCCACCAUCUGGUUCCCUGUGUGCGCCCACCGUGAGACCACCAUCGUGAGCUUUGGCUACUCCCUGUACGCGGGCUGGAUUGGUGCCGUGCUGUGCCUUGUGGGUGGCUGUGUCAUCGUCUGCUGCUCUGGAGAUGCCCAGUCAUUUGGCGAAAACCGUUUCUACUACUCUUCGGGUUCCAGCUCCCCUACUCAUGCCAAGAGUGCCCAUGUAUGA